This is a messenger RNA of Asterias rubens (European starfish), 666 nucleotides long. Its product is annotated as galactose-specific lectin nattectin-like. The record is from RefSeq and is a predicted model, not a curated record. The coding region runs from base 1 to 666 and encodes 221 amino acids. NCBI's taxonomy places the organism in Eukaryota, Metazoa, Echinodermata, Asteroidea, Forcipulatida, Asteriidae. Gene Ontology annotation, molecular function: signaling receptor activity. The transcript has a single exon.
AUGACAAUCGUCCUCUCCUCUUGCCCAACUGGCUGGGUAAAAUGGCGUCAGUCUUGCUACAUCUUACUCCCUGAUAAGAUGAACUGGAUGCAAGCUGAGGCGGCAUGCAAGCGACCAGGGAGCAACCUCAUAGUGCCUGACUCAAGGGAAGAAAACGACUUCAUCUUCAAUUGGUUAGCAACAGAAAAUACAGGUUUGUGGAUCGGCUGCACAGAUGCUGCUCAAGAGGGAGUAUGGUUGUGUGGAGGUCAGCCUGCAAGAUUUACCGACUGGAAAACAGACUUCCCGUUGGAAGACUCACGUUAUAACUGUGCCCGAAUGAUGAAAAAUGGACCUUGGUCUGAUAACUUAAAAUGCAAUGGCACCGCAACUAAAGCAGUCGUAUGUGAGAUGCCGGCCCCUUCCAUGCCAGUUUACCACACCCUGCUAGGUCCCGAUGGGCGUGUCUCUCAAUACUGCCUCCUCCAUCACGUCAUCGACAACCUGGCCGUAGAGGGUGUGAUUGCUUGUGGCUGGGCGUGUACAUCAGAUCCUCGAUGCCGCUCCUUUAAUGUUUGGCAGAGCAGCAUGAAAGAGAAGAAAUGUCAGCUCAAUGACGUCACUCGUCUUGAUAAUGAUCAGACCGAUUCCCAUGACAUCGAAGGUUGUGUUUACUUUGAACUUUGA